AUGGUAACAGGAAUAGCAGAAGAUGUACUUGUGGGAAUCAAGGAUUUGAUCUUUUCGGUUGACUUUUACAUCCUUAAAAUGCCCCCCACAGAAAAUAGAAGCUCAUCCUCCGUUCUACUUGGUAGGCCUUUUCUUAAAACCUCUAAAUUCAAGUUAGAUGCCUUCACUGGCACAUAUUCUUUUGAGGUUAGGGACAAGACUAUCAAGUUCAAUUUAGAAGAAGCCAUGAAACAUCCUCCCGAAGAGCAUUCCGUUCUCCGAUGUGAUGUAAUUGAUGAAGUGGUAGUGGAAGUGCAAGAAGAAGACCAUAACAAGUUGUGCUACCAUGCUAUUGAAGAGACGGAUGAUGAAGAAGGUGAACAUGAGGAAGUUGUUGAGGAUGAAGUCCAUGAGCUUGACGAAAAAGAACCUCAACCUGAGGCAAAGAGUGAAUUGAAGCCUCUUCUAUCUCAUUUGAAGUAUGCUUUCUUAGAGGACAACCAAAAGUUUCCGGUCAUCAUCGCUAGUGAGCUCUCUAGUGAGGAAGAAAAGAAGCUCCUAGAUGUUCUCAGAAAGUACAAGAAAGCAAUUGGUUGGAGCCUAGCCGAUAUUGUGGGGAUUAACCCUCGCAAGUGCAUGCAUCGCAUAUUUCUCCAAGAAGGAUCUAGGCCGGUUAGACAACCGCAAAGGAGGCUCAACCCAACCAUCCUCGAUGUGGUAAAGAAAGAGGUCACUAGGCUACUUGAUGCGGGUAUCAUAUACCCAAUUUCUGAUAGUGAAUGGAUUCACAUUGCUCCUGAGGAUCAGGAAAAGAUGCCAUUUGGACUAUGUAAUGCACCCGCUACUUUUCAGCGGUGCAUGACCAGCGUCUUUUCUGAUCUAAUGGAAAAUUGUCUGGAAGUCUUUACGGAUGACUUUAGUGUUUAUGGUACUUCUUUCAAUUGUUGCUUGGAGAACUUGGCCAAGGUCUUAGCUAGAUGUGUUGAGACCAACCUUGUCUUGAAUUUCGAAAAAUGUCAUUUUAUGGUGAGACAAGGUAUAGUGUUAGGACAUGUAGUAUCUCAUGAAGGAAUUUCUGUAGACACAGCCAAGGUCGAUGUUAUCACCACUUUAUCUCACUCCUCAUCUGUGAGGGAGGUCCGCUCAUUUUUAGGACAUGCAGGAUUCUAUAGGCGCUUUAUCAAGGAUUUCAGCAAGAUUGCUUUACCAUUGUCGCGCCUACUCUAA
Arachis duranensis is the source of this 1206-nucleotide messenger RNA. RefSeq lists its product as uncharacterized. Bases 1 to 1206 code for a protein of 401 amino acids. The record is from RefSeq and is a predicted model, not a curated record. Lineage: Eukaryota; Viridiplantae; Streptophyta; Magnoliopsida; Fabales; Fabaceae. The transcript is spliced from 2 exons.